AUUGAAAAGAAAAAAAUUCCCAUCGCGUCAAUAUCUGCGAAAAAUAUUCUUUAAUUUCUUUAUAUGGCAGUUAAAUAAGAGUAAUGAUCGACAAGUUUUUGCAAUAAAUUGUUUUCUGAACAGAAUCUCUCACUCAGCAUUCUGUAACCCAAAUAUAUAGAUACGAAAUUAUAGAGAUAACACUUUCAGACCGUGUGUCCCUUACGACAAGAACGGCGAAGAACGCAUCGAACUGGCCAAAUGAUGCUUUCUACUAUAAACAACUCUUUUGAACAAGACACGCAUGAUGUUGAUGGAAACUGCGAUGGGCCAGAUUUAGAUUUUGUCUAUGCAGAUGUGGAUAGUUAUCAAAACGAAAUUGCCGAACUCUAUAGUUACACGGAAUUUUCAGAAUUCCAGCAGAAUGUGAAGGCUUUUGAAGACCAAAUGGAAAUGUAUGAUUUGCCUCCGAAUUGGCAAAAGUUAGAUGCGACAGCACAGCGCGGAAUUGUUAUGAAGUUAAUGAAUCAACUUGAAGUUUCAAAUCGUCAGUUUCGUAUGCAAGCUGCUCGAUGUAUUCUUUACUUGGCGCAGGGCUGUUGGGCAGAAGUUCAAUCCGACGAAGAGCAAUACCAGAAUACAAGAGAUAAUGUUAUAGUGCUCUACGAUCAGGGCGUGUUCACUUCAUUCAUAGAUCUAUUAAAUAUGGAGAUAGAAAGCGCAUGUUCUCCAGAUAUUGUUGCAGUUAAAAUUACCAAUGUUACAUUGGCUGAUUCUGCCGAUUUGCGAGUGAUUUUGUCUGUUUUGUAUAUCAUCACAGAAACGAUUCGUGACGAGAAAGAGAAAAACAGUGAGGAUUAUAAAAUGAUAGCUGAAAGCUUUGUACAAGAAAUUAAUAGUCCACUGUCUGAUGGAGAACUAUUGGCGGUAAAGCUUUUGGGCAUGAUUACACGAUUCUGUAGUGGUGCUGCUCCCCAUUUUCCCAUGAAAAAAGUAGUUUUGUUGCUAUGGAAGGUAUCUCUGUUAGGACUGGGUGGUAUGGAAAUAUUGAAGAAUAUUAAAAACGAAUAUCGAAUAAAGGCAGGUCUUGAACCAAUUUCUGAAGAUACAUUAGAGGUGACAAAAUGUAUGAGAGCGAGCUCACCUCCGGCCACUGCCAACGAUAUACUCGACAACCAGAAUCCAAAACGCAACGCUUUCAGACGUUCACUAAUGAAGCAACGGUUUUUGGACGAGCAGGAGCAAAUGGACAUAGAGUUGACACCGGGAAAUGAGAGUGCUCCAAAUAACUCGAAUAACGGUGGAGGUAUGGGUGGCACCAAUAACGGCGGACCUAAUAGCGGCGACGACGAUUACUAUAGGCCUUUCGAAGACCCCUCCACAACAACAGCUAAUCCGAACAAUUUGCCUAGUUAUAAUACACCCCCUAACAUACAACCGCCACAAAUUACAACUCGUUUGCCUUGGACUCCCAAAGUGCGUCAAAAGGACAUUGACCAAUUUCUGGAUAUAUCACGAAACAAAUUCAUUGGUUACUCUUUGAUAGACGAUCACGAAAGCUUGGCGGGUUUACCGCAGCCAAUACACGAAGGCGUUGAAACUUUAAGGCGUCACAUGUAUGUAAGUCUAGCUGAUAUUCAAAUUAAAAAGGAAGAAGAAAUUGCUCGAAAUCCCAUUUCAACGCAAGAGGACGAAAUUCCAGCGACUUCGGCUGAGAUACUAUAUCAAGCUGUUCUUCCCAACUUACCGCAGUAUAUGAUUGCGUUGUUGAAAGUAUUAUUGGCAGCUUCGCCCACUUCAAAAUCAAAAACGGAAAGCAUUAACAUAAUGGCUGAUGUGUUACCAAAGAAAAUGCCUCUCACCGCAACGCAGUCAACUAAGUUAACUGUUGACAUGGGUCGACAUAAAGAGGUCAUUGUUAAGGCUGUCUCCGCAAUUAUUUUGCUUUAUUUAAAACAUUUCAAACUGAACCACGUAUACCAAUUUGAAUUUAUGUCUCAGCAUUUAGUCUUCGCUAAUUGCAUACCUUUGGUAUUAAAAUUUUUUAACCAAAAUAUUACCGAAUACGUUAGCAUGAAGAACACCAUUCCACUUUUGGACUUUCCUUCAUGCGUAAUCGGUGAACAGCCCGACAUAAGUGGCGAAAGUUACGUGUACAGCGGGGAAGUGACUGAUAAACCUUAUUCGUGGCGAAAUGUUUUUUCGUGCAUUAAUCUCUUGCGCAUUUUAAAUAAACUCAUCAAGUGGAAGCAUUCGCGCGUCAUGAUGCUGGUAGUUUUUAAGUCGGCACCCAUCUUGAAGAAAACUCUUAAAGUGCGUCACGCCAUGAUGCAACUGUAUGUAUUAAAGUUGCUUAAAAUGCAAACGAAAUAUCUGGGAAGGCAGUGGCGUAAGUCAAACAUGAAAACUAUGAGUGCUAUUUAUGCGAAAGUGCGUCAUCGUUUGAAUGACGAUUGGGCAUUUGGUAACGAUCUAGAAUCGCGGCCAUGGGACUUUCAGGCCGAGGAAUGCACGUUGCGAGCUUGCGUUGAUCGUUUUAAUCUUCGCAGAUAUCCAGAAGCUACGCAAAAAUGCGGCUCGGGUGGCAACAACACAAAUUCAGCCGGUAAUGCAGAUAACAGCACUGGAGUUAAUAUGGGCGGAAAUGUUGAUGGUAACGGUACAGCUAGUUUUGGAACAGGAAAUGCGAAUCCGGGCUCAGGUGGUGCCGGCCAAUUACACGAAUACGGGAUUGAAGGUGGCUUUCCAAGCGACGAGAUACUGACGCACUCCGAUUUCGCUUUUUUCGGUCACUCAGGCUGGUGGGAUCGAAAAAUCGAGCUAACGGAUUAUUUUAAGGCAAAUUAUUCGAUUUGGUUGGAGGAGGAAGUCUACAAAAAUCAAACUAACUGGGAUGCUCUAUAAAUUUAAAUUGUUUUCGAUAUAUAUUUUUUAAAAAAACGUCACAGUCUUAAUUGGUCCUUUGAAAAUCGCAAAAACAAAAAGGUUCAUUUUUAUAGUAAUAAGCUCGACGCAAUUUUUAUUAAUGGAUUAACAGAGUCAAUAAUUAUCGAGAUCGGAAUAAAAGCACAUGUCUUUUUUUUUUUCUUUUUUUUUAAUUUUUAUUAUUUAUUUUUACUCCUAGGAAUGUAAUAUUUAUCUUUUUGGCAUCUCCAAUGUCUCAAGUUUUGUAGUCAAAUACACUCAUAAUUCGCCUUCAUGUGAGUGUUUGUAAGAGUGUGUAUGUGUAUUGAAAUAGUAAUAUAAUCCAUAAAUUGUGUAUUUUAUAAAUUAUAAAACGAAAAUUCAAGAUAAUAAACGUGAAGAUGUUCAUCACGAUAAUAUACAUACCACGUAUGUUUAUUUGUUUAUUUAUUCAUUCAUUUCUCCUUUAAGGUUUUUACAAUUCUGUCUAUAUGGCAAAUUAAUGUCCAAAUCCAAUACAUUCUUAAAAUUUGCUCGCAAAUACAUU
Molecule: messenger RNA, 3430 nt
Organism: Glossina fuscipes
Lineage: Eukaryota; Metazoa; Arthropoda; Insecta; Diptera; Glossinidae
Gene: Strip
Product: striatin-interacting protein 1 homolog
Exons: 2
Coding region: 241-2883 (880 amino acids)
Biological process (GO): cytoskeleton organization
Cellular component (GO): cytosol
Source: RefSeq, a predicted model, not a curated record